Messenger RNA from Cylindrotheca closterium, 2196 nucleotides. The record is from the annotation of a GenBank genome assembly. Lineage: Eukaryota; Bacillariophyta; Bacillariophyceae; Bacillariales; Bacillariaceae.
AUGUCAAUAUCGUUAUCAUCUUCUCUGAGCCUCUUGAUUAUACUGCAAUGUCUCGGUACCAACCCUGUCGAUAGCACAGCAGCAUCUUUCUUCAAUGAUCCUGAUGUCGUCCAAGAUUGGAUCUUUCAAAUGAUUAAUAUUUAUCCUGUUUGGGAAAAGGGAAUUUUCGGCAAGGACAUUCGGAUACGAGUAAAUGAUGAAGGCGUAGACUAUCGACAUGUUGAGUUCCAAAAUCGAUUCGACACGGAUGCAUCGUGUCGAGUGUUUGAUGCGUAUUUUGACGAGCGCACUCGAACCUACCGAAAUCAUGGAACCGUGGUGGCGUCAAUCAUUGGUGCAGGUGGAAACAAUGCUCAAUGUGCGGUAGGUAUUGCGCCGGAAGUAAUACUAUCGUCUUGUACUGUUGUUGGUGCUCCUGUUUUGGAUCUGACUGCCCGUGAUCACAGCUAUCCAAGCUACAAGUUGGAUGGAAUUCACAUUUCACACAAUUCCUUGGGCAACAUACCUUGCCGCUCGAAGCAACAAGCAGACAUGACCAUUACCUUUCCGAACUCCAACCGAUGCCCCUUUACCCAUCGACCCGGCUCUUUCUUUUCAUUCAAUGGCACUUUGUUCAGGGGGAUGGAGCACCCUUGCGACGUCUGUGACUUUCCGUCAGUAGAACCCACGGCAGCCUGUACCACUGCAGUCUUUCUACAUUGCCAAUUCUACUUUGAAGUGGAUCAAGAAGCAUGUAACUCCCUCUUGGACCAAUUCACCAACGGCGGGGAGUGUUCCUUUCAAAGUGUGGCAACUUUGAGAUCAUCGGUUGAAAAGGGAGGAACACUGGGACGAAAUGAGAAAGGAGUGAUCUACGUCUAUGCCAGUGGCAACAAUUUCUAUGAUGGGGACAAUUCCAACUUUGAAAACCUCGGAAGAUUCCCCAUUUUAGUGGGUGCCGUGGGGAAGGAUGGACAACAUUCCAGUUACUCGACCGGCGGCUCCAGUGUGUUACUGACAGCUCCAGCGGGAGACUUUGAUGACGUCGACCGCCAAACCGUGGCACGAGCAGGAGGCGGCUGUGAAUUGGCAGGCGAUGGAACUAGUUACUCCAGUCCCAUUGUUUCCGGAGUCAUCGCCUUGAUGCUCCAAGUCAAUCCCGACCUUACGUGGAGAGAUGUCCAAGGCAUUCUGGCCACCACCUCGGAACCAGUCACCCACACCGUAUUCCAAGAUGAAACUCAAAUGAGAAAUGGGGCAGGUUUGGUUCAUUCCAAUUUGUAUGGUUUUGGAAUUGUCAAUGCCAUGGCCGCCGUGACGGCUGCCGAAACGUGGGAGAAUUAUGGCCCCGAACGACUUGUCACAGCCCAAGUCAACAACCUGGAUUUGACCAUAACCGACGACGCUAAUACUCCGAUCUCCACACGUCUCGAAAUCACCAACGCGCCCAUUUUUGUCGAGAAUGUUGAAAUCAAGUUGAGAAUCCAGCAUUUGACACGAGGUCAUUUGCAAAUUACGUUGACCUCGCCCGAUGGAACCGUGUCCGAAUUGACCCCCGGAUUUAUUCCCGAAAAUGGCCAAGACGCCGAAUGGAUCUUGAGGACGGUCAAAUCCUGGGGAGAAUCGCCCGAGGGCACAUGGACUUUAAGCAUUGUGGACAAGGUGCCAGGCGAUUUGAGCAACUGUGCCGACAAGGCCGUUCGCAUUAUGGAACGAGGCCGUCAUAUCUUUGGAUGCAAUUCCAUGGAAGUCGUACAGAUUUUUCACGAUGAAGCAUUCAUGGAGACUGCCCAAAACUUUUUGGAUCUAGGAAUUGAAGAGGGAUGUUGCGCAUGUAACAGUGGCUUGUUUUGUGACGACACCAUUGACACCAGCAUUUGUUUCGAGGCAGUUCGAAAUGGUUUCUGUAGCGAUGGAGCACUCUUGCCCCAAUUGAAUUUGCUCGGCUUACAAGAUGAGGAAGGUACAAGUUUGAGAGAAGCCUGUUGUAUUUUUGGUGGUGGUACUAUCUAUGACGAUCCAAGUUUGUUUGAGGAUAAACUGUUGGGAUGGGAGUUGAUGAUAUAUGGUCAUCCCGAUCCAACGAGGACGGCCGCCCCCACUAUGGUCCCUACUUCAGCUCCUCCAACCCCAGCUCCCAGUAGUGGUGCUUCUACUUUGAAGACUUGGGCAUUGUCAACUUUGGGGCUUGUGUUUAGUUUUGUUGUGAUAUGUUAA